Trichomycterus rosablanca is the source of this 1539-nucleotide messenger RNA. RefSeq names its product parvin, beta (gene parvb). The coding region runs from base 151 to 1245 and encodes 364 amino acids. The transcript has 13 exons. Gene Ontology annotation, biological process: establishment or maintenance of cell polarity; substrate adhesion-dependent cell spreading; lamellipodium assembly. The record is from RefSeq and is a predicted model, not a curated record. Gene Ontology annotation, cellular component: focal adhesion; cytoplasm; actin cytoskeleton. Gene Ontology annotation, molecular function: actin binding. Lineage: Eukaryota; Metazoa; Chordata; Actinopteri; Siluriformes; Trichomycteridae.
UGGAGCUCUUCCGUUUUUUAACUGUACAUCCUUCUUCUGAAAGCCGGUAGCACCAGGUUCUUUCUGUCUCUGACUGUACUAAGUGAACUGAAGGUGUGUGUGUGUGUAUGUGGAUCUGAAUAAGAAAUCCGGUCAGACUGAGAUUGAGAGAUGUCCGCCACUACAACCAGACCAGCAGCGCAGCAGGGAAAGAUGAAGAAGGACGAAUCGUUUUUCGGGAAGCUCGGUGGCACACUGGCUCGCAGGAAGAAAUCAAAAGAGGUGAGUGACCUUCAGGAAGGAGGGAAAUAUGCCAUUAAUGCCCCACUCCUCCCAACCAGUGCAAACCUGCUCCCUGAGGACCUGCUGCUAGAGGAAAGUGCUGAGAGAGUUAUGUUGGAUCCCACCUCCAGAGAGAAUCCCAAAUUUAAAGACCUACAGAAGGUUCUAAUUGAAUGGAUUAAUAAUGAGCUAGAAGAAGAGAGGAUCAUUGUUAAGGAUCUUGAGGAGGAUCUGUAUGAUGGGCAAGUGCUGCAGAAGCUGUUUGAGAAAUUAUCAGGUUAUAAGCUGAAUGUUGCAGAGGUAACCCAGUCAGAGAUCGGUCAGAAACAGAAGCUACAGACUGUACUGGAGGCAGUGAAUGAACAGCUUCGACCUCAGGGAUGGACCAUAGAAUGGGGAGUUGACUCGAUUCACUCAAAGAACCUGGUGGCCAUUGUAUACUUACUGGUGGCUCUGGCCAUGCACUUUCUGGCCCCUAUCAGGCUCCCUGAGCAUGUCUCUGUAAAGGUGGUGGUGGUCAAGAAAAAGGAGGGAAUCUUACAUACAUCUCAUGUAACCAAAGAACUCACAACCACAACGGAGAUGAUGAUGGGAAGAUUUGAGAGGGAUGCCUUUGACACCUUAUUGGACCAUGCACCUGACAAACUCAAUGUUGUCAAAACGUCCCUAAUUACCUUUGUUAAUAAACACCUGAACAAGCUGAAUCUGGAGGUCAAUGAGCUGGAAUCACAGUUUGCAGAUGGUGUGUAUCUGGUGUUGCUGAUGGGCCUGUUGGAGGAUUACUUUGUGCCACUAUACAACUUUUAUCUCACACCAGAGAGCUUUGAACAGAAGGUACACAAUGUAGCAUUUGCAUUUGAGUUAAUGCAGGAUGGAGGACUUAAAAAACCCAAGGCUCGACCAGAAGAUGUGGUGAAUCUGAACCUGAAGGCUACUCUACGAGUCCUCUAUAACCUCUUUACGAACUACAAAAGUGCAGAGUGAUGGAGGAGAGUUUUCUCAGCAGGAGAGUCUUACCCUGUGCCUCACUGGUGCUUACUGUACACUUCAGUUUAAGAAUGCAGCCUUUUGAGUUGCCUGUCGCUUUAAUGCUCUACGGAUCAGAUGCUGCUGUGAUGUCAGAGCAAGUACCCCAAGUAUAGAACCACAAGUAUUAUGCAUAAUUUAUAUAAACAAAGCUCACUGUUGCUUAUGGUGCUGAUUGUUUUAUGACCUGUUUGCACUGUGGAUUAUUUUGAUUAACUUAUUAAUUAAAAUAAAUGUUUGUAAUAUAUUGAA